Molecule: messenger RNA, 5691 nt
Organism: Parnassius mnemosyne (clouded apollo)
Lineage: Eukaryota; Metazoa; Arthropoda; Insecta; Lepidoptera; Papilionidae
Source: the annotation of a GenBank genome assembly
AUGGUGAUUACGCGUAGUAACAACGGAGAAUCAUCGAAGCGUCGCAAGGAUGAACAAACAACCCAGGGGGCCACAGAAGAGGCCUCCGGGGGCGACUCAGCCGCUAGUGGUUCAACAAACACCACUAGCGAAACCACAACGGUCAGCGAUACGACCGCUACCUCGGCAACCGAUAGAACAACCGCAACGGAAGAAACCCAGCAAGAGGGUGAUCAAAGAUCGCAGUGCACAUUGAAGCCCGGCGAGACUAGGUCACGCCGCUCCGUAGCCUCACGCAAGAGACUCCUCGCGGAGUUAGAGGCGAAAGAGCGGUUAGCCGAACUCAGGCUCGAGCAGGCUCAGUUGCAAGCAAGAACAGAAUUGCAAGAAAUACACGUGCAGCGACUACAAGCAGAAGCCGGAUCAACCGAUGAAGAUGAAGAAAUAGAAGACGAUUUGGCAUCAGUGCGCAUUAGUACAUGGUUGCAAGAAAAACCUACAUCGCAACCCGCGCCUCAGCCCGCGCCACAACCCGCGCCACAACCCGCGCCACAACCCGCGCCGCAGCCCGCGCCGCAACCCACGUCGUACUUCGCGCCGCAACCAGCACUGCAGAUCGCACCACCCGUACUUCAACAGUGUGCGCCGCAAUACGCUCCGCAACAUACCGCGCCGCAGAAAGAAGACUAUGGACAGGCGCAGCAGCAAAUCGACGUCGCUACCUUAGCCGCUGCUCUAUCACAAGCAGUACGAAGCACAAGGGAGCCGCCGAAAUAUAUACAAGAGCUGCCCUCAUUCAAUGGUAGCAGCAAGGAGUGGCUCAGCUUCAAGACAAUGUACGAAGAAUCUUCAAAGUACUUCACGGCGAACGAAAACAUAGCGAGAAUACGCCGAAGCUUAAAAGGGACAGCAAAAGAAGCCGCAGGUUGCCUACUUAUAAGCCAACCAGAUCCCAGAAUUAUAAUAGAAGCUUUGGAAAGGAGAUUCGGACGACCAGAAGCGUUAAUUCACUUGGAAAUAGAGAAGCUGAAGCUGCUGAACAAAGUUACGGACAAUCCCAGGGAGCUAUGCAUAUUCGCAAAUCGCAUAGCGAACGUAGUGGGCACCGUGGAAGCACUCAAGAAAGCACACUAUCUGCAUAGUCCAGAAAUGACGCGAGUUAUCACAGACAAACUCACGCCCAUAUUGAAAAGCAAAUGGUACGACUAUGCAGCCAGAAAGAAAGAAGAUAUCCCAGAGCUUAAGAAGAUAUCAAUGUUCUUAAACGAAGAAGCGGAUAAAUGCAGCGCGUAUGCCUUGCCGGAGUUCAUCGCAGAGGACAGCGAAACGAGAGAGCGAAGACCGAGAAAAAUAGAACGUGCCUUCGCCACAAGCAAGAAACCAUAUGAAGAACGCUGCCCUCAAUGCAAACAAGAACACAAACUGCCCGAUUGCAAGUCAUACGCCGCUCUGUCCACAAAUGACAGAUGGGAAGUAGCAAAGAAGUACAAUAUCUGCUACCGCUGUCUGCGAGGCAAACAUCGUCGAUUACUGUGCAAAGCUCCACCGUGCGGAAAAGGCGGAUGCAUGAUGAAACACCAUAAAUUGUUGCAUCACGACAGAACAGCAGUAAUGGAAAAAGAACCCGCUAUGGAAACCGCAACAUCGGCAAAGGAGGUCAACACAGCGACUCGACCGUACAAGCACCGCCGCGCUUACCUAAAGAUUGCGCCCGUAACAAUAAGGGGGCCGCUAAGCUGCGUCGAAACAUACGCAUUAUUGGAUGAAGGGAGCACGGUCACCUUAGUCGAUGCCUCAAUCGCCGACGUCAUCGGCGCCGACGGCCCAGCCCACACAAUGUGGAUACAAGGGGUCGGCUCGGAGGUGAAACACGAGAAGAGCAAGAUCGUCAGCUUUAAAAUAAGAGGAACGUACGCGCAAGAAGAACACAACAUAGAAGCAGCGCGUACUGUAGAGCGGUUGGACUUCGCGCCAGAAUCCGUGAAUGAAGAUCACUUGGGGAAUUGCCCACAUCUGUUGGAUAUCAAAGAGGAUAUCACCUACGAACGCGCCUCACCGAAAGUACUAAUCGGGCAAGAUAACUGGCACCUCAUAGUGUCUAGAAAACUGCGCGUCGGCCGUCGAGACCAACCAGUCGCCUCAUACACCAACCUGGGCUGGGUUCUGCAUGGCUGUCAUAGCUCAUUGACGUCGACGGUCACCUUCUGCGGCAGACUACAUCAGAGGGAAGAUGCACCACCGAUAGAAGAAGAAAUAAAAAAUUAUUUCAAAUUGGAGUCGCUGUGCAUCGAGCCGAGAAGACCGAAAGAAGAUCCCGAGCAGCGAGCCAUGCAAAUAUUGGACGAAACCAGCCAGAGGUCAGCGGACGGCAGAUUCGAGACAGGGUUGUUGUGGAAACAAAAGGACUUCCAAAUACCAAAUAAUUAUAAAGAAGCGGAAAGGCGCCUGCACACCUUAGAGAAGAGGCUCGACCGAGACAGCAAUCUCAAGCUACAGUACGAAGAACGCAUCGAGAACCUCUUCAACUCGGGUUACGCAGAGCGCGCGCCAAUGCCACCGCCGCAAGGAAGGACAUGGUAUCUGCCACACUUCCCAGUCAUCAACCCUGCGAAACCGAACAAGCCGCCGAGAUUGGUACACGACGCCGCAGCGAAGACAGCUGGAAUAUGUCUCAACGAUAUGCUUCACUCGGGGCCCGACUUAUUACAAUCACUGCCCGGAGUGAUCAUGAGGUUCCGACAGUAUCCGUAUGCAGUGAGCGCCGAUAUAAAAGAAAUGUUCAUGCAGAUUAAAGUGCGCAAAGAAGAUAGAGACGUUUUACGUUUCUUGUGGAGAGGCAAGCGGCGGGAGGACCAACCGGAGGAAUAUAGGAUGACGUCAAUCAUCUUUGGAGCGACAUCAUCACCAUGCACAGCAUUAUACAUCAAAAAUAAAAAUGCUGAAGAACAUGCAGAAGCGUACCCAGAAGCUGCGGUCGCCAUAAAAAGAAACCAUUAUAUGGACGACUACUUGCAGAGCUUCCACUCUGUCACGGAAGCUCAGCAAACUGUAAAAGCAGUCGAUCACGUCCACAAACAAGCGGGAUUCGUACUCAGCGGGUGGACAUCGAACGAAGAAAAAACAUUAGAAGAAAUAACGACAGAGCAUAGACAACACGACGCGACCGUGUGCCUGGGCGGAAAAGAAACUGAGAAGACGCUAGGGCUGCUCUGGCAUGUACAAAGCGAUCAUAUUGGAUUCAAUACUAACAAUAUGAAGAUGCCUGCCGACGUAAAAGAAAAACAACGCUUGCCAACUAAACGAGAAGCGUUGAGCGUCAUAAUGGCAUUAUUUGAUCCGCUGGGGUUAAUAUCACCGGUGACCACCCCAGCGAAGAGAAUAUUUCAAGACACAUGGCGUUACAAGGCGGACUGGGACGACCCUCUGCCAACAGAAUUAAAAGAAAAAUGGGAAGGCUGGAUUACUUCACUUAACGCCAUAGAACAACUAAGAAUACCGCGAUGCUACGAUUACAACCCGGUGUCGACGCGCCAACUACACACAUUCGUCGACGCAAGCGAGGAGGCCUACGCAGCAGCAGUGUAUUGGAGAACGGAGCGAGCAGACGGCAGCGUUAACAUAUCAUUGGCCGCCGCCAAGAGCCGCGUAACACCACUGAAACCAGUUUCCAUACCACGGCUCGAGUUACAAGCGGCACUGCUGGGAGCUCGUCUUGCGCAGACCGUGAUCGAUGAACACGAUGGCGACAUAGCAGGCAAGACAUACUGGUGCGACUCCCGUACUGCACUGGUGUGGAUAAGAUCGGAGCCUCGCGCGUACAAAGCUUUCGUCGCUCAUCGCCUGGCGGAGAUAGAAGAUACGACCAAAAAGAACGAAUGGCGUUGGCUACCGUCUAAAGAAAACGUGGCAGACGACGCAACCCGAGCCACACCAGAAGGGUUCGACGAGUCGCACCGAUGGUUCCGAGGGCCCCCGUUUCUGCAGCGUCCACCGGCAGAAUGGCCGCAGGAAGAGAAAACGACACAAUAUGACACCGGGGAAGAGCGAGAAAUAUGUAACAUCGCUGUUAAAAGUGAAGACUCGACAACAACACAUCUUCCACAGAUAGGAAGAUUUUCUAAAUGGAUUCGGCUCAUAAGGGCGACAGCGAGAGUCCUCCUAUUCAUCGACAUGUGCAGACCAAACAAGCACGUAGUGAAGGCUGGGCGUAAACGCAACAAAGCAAGACAAGGUAGCGACCCUGGCUGGCAGAGAACAAACAAACGCAACACCCCCGCCAAGGAGAAAAAGGCGACUCCUACUGCCUCAUCGCUUGUAGGAAUACCGGCCGCUUAUCAUAUGAGAGCCGAACAACUGUGGGUGCAAGCCAGUCAGCGGGAAAGCUUCACGAAGGAGCUCAAGAGAAUCACCAGCGGAAAUGUUCCGGGAGGCGACGACAAACUAGGCCACCUGAGCACAUACAUUGAUGAAGAGGGGACCCUACGCCUCAGAGGUCGAAUAAAAGCGGCAUCAGAAGUGGAGGACGACAUGUACGACCCUCCCAUAUUAGACGGGAAGCACGCAUACACUCGCCUGUACAUAGCACACGUACACGAGAGGCUGCAUCACGGAGGCGUAGAAACAGUUGUGAAUGAAUUAAGACAGAGAUUGUACGUAAGAAAAAUACGUCCAGUAGUGAAAACUGUCGUCAAAGGAUGCCUGCCGUGCCGUCUAAGAAAAGCCAAGCCUGCAUCACCGUCUACAGGAAACCUGCCGUCCGCACGCCUCGCUCAUCACGCACGUCCGUUCACAUACACCGGACUAGACUACUUCGGGCCAAUAGAAGUCACAGUGGGACGACAUCGCGAAAAGCGCUAUGGCGCGUUAUUUACCUGCAUGACGUCGCGAGCAAUACACAUAGAAGUAGCCCACUCGUUGAGCGCAGACUCAGCCGUGUCGGCACUUAGGCGUUUUAUGAGCAGAAGAGGAUGCCCAAAAGAAAUAUGGAGUGACAACGCUACGUGCUUCAAGGCAGCAGACAAGGAGAUGGCCGAAGCAGCACUUGCAGCCCUCGAGCACGAAACCACGUGUCAACAGAUUGUGUGGAAGUACAUACCGCCAUCAGCACCGUUCAUGGGCGGCGUAUGGGAGCGAAUGGUUCGCUCCGUAAAAGAAGCCCUACGCGUCACCCUCAACGAGCGCUAUCCCAGCGACGAAACAUUGGGGACCCUGCUCGCCGAGGUCGAAAAUACUGUAAACUCCAGACCUCUCACACACGUCUCAGUCGACCCAGGAGACCCUGAAGCCAUCACGCCGAAUCACAUCCUCAUCGGUCCCAACUCGCACGUACCUGCGCCGGGACACUUCAGCAAGAAUGACGUGACGGCCCGCCAGCAAUGGAAACGAGCUCAAGCCCUAGCCGACGUGUUUUGGAGAAGAUGGGUUAAAGAAUACCUGCCCCUACUCCAACACCGGCGGGAGCCCAGCAGCAUAGGAGUAUCGCCGAAGAUUGGAGACCUAGUCAUCAUUUGUGACUCCAAUCUACCACGCAACACCUGGCCCAGAGGGAAAAUAAGUAAGGUAUAUCCUGGCGUCGACGGAGAGGUACGAGUAGUGGACGUAACCACCGGCAGUGGGCACAUACUAAGAAGACCAACGAAGAAGAUCGUCGUGCUACCAGAGGGAUCGCAGCGUGGCGACGGCGGGAGAAUGUGCACGACGCAACAAUAUUAA